This is a messenger RNA of Colletotrichum destructivum, 7161 nucleotides long. RefSeq lists its product as uncharacterized. Gene Ontology annotation, biological process: cell adhesion. The coding region runs from base 1 to 7161 and encodes 2386 amino acids. NCBI's taxonomy places the organism in Eukaryota, Fungi, Ascomycota, Sordariomycetes, Glomerellales, Glomerellaceae. The record is from RefSeq and is a predicted model, not a curated record. The transcript has 3 exons.
AUGAAGCUCAUCGCGACCUUCGGCCUCUUGGCCGCCGCCGGCCAAUACUGGCGUGCGGCCGGACUGCCUCAGUUCCCUGACAACCCCGUCUGCGCCGCUGGCAUCACGUCCGUCGAGGUGCAGCCGGUGCAGUUCAUUGUCAGGCAGCCCAUCUACAUCAGCGCUUUCUUACCGGCCAACACGGUCUUGGUCCUUGACGAUGGCCUCACCCUCACCAUCACCAACGCGCCCAUGACCCUCAUCACCGAGAUCGACAAGCUGGAGACAUUGACCUCCCAGGUGACCAGGGUUCUUCAACAAGUAUCAUCCAUCCCCAAUGCCUACGUGACCAUCACCAGAGGUGGCCAUGCCGGGUCCCUGGCGAGCACCAUCACUGUGUUCCCCUCGGGACCGGACGGUCUUGGAACUUACUUGGUCUUCACUCCCUUCGCCAUCACAGCACCGACAACGGGCGCCGGCAUCCCCGUCCCCCCGACUGGAGGAUCGCCUGCGACCACCAUUGUUGGUACGCCCAUCGACGUGAGCCGUCUCGUGACCCAAUCCGCCACGACCACCUUUACGGUAGGCGGUCUCCGGGACAACACGCAGCCCCGUAUCUUCAGCUUGAUCCCGGUGCCCGGCGAGUCCGUUGCGACUGUCCUCGUCGAGACAGGUAUCGGGGCGAGCAGCGUCUUCAACGGUCCGGUGACUACGAGAUCCGUUCUCGAGAUCUACCCCGAGCCCGGCUGGUUGGGCACGGCAACGAUCCCACCCACCGGAAGUAACACUGUUGGAACCGUCCUCGUCGGCGUCGCGGCCAACUCCCUGCUGAGCGGCGUCGCCACGCCGGUGCUGACCGAGUUCUCCGGAGCGACCCCCGGUCCCAGUCCGGCCUCCAUCCCGGUGACCCUCGCCCCCACCGCCUCUGACAACGGGGUCUUCCCCCAGUCCUUCACGGGGCCGUAUAGCACCAUCACCAUCGGCGGUGCCGAAGACGUUCCCAGGAACCUCACCAUCGUGGACUCGGCCAACUCGGACGGCACCGUCUUCGUGCAGACCUUCGACAGCUUCUCCAUUACCGUCACCGGCCCCCAGAACACCAUCACCGUCCUCGGCAACGCCGGUGUGACACCGAAUCCCGUCACUCUCCCCGAAGCGAGAGUCCUGAUGCAGACCGCUGGCACCGACGGAGCCCUGCAGAUCAUCCAGACCCCCGGCGCCCAGCUCGAUUUGCUCGACAGGCUAACGACCAUCACCGUCGGCAACGCAGACGGCCAGACCGGCGUCUUCACCCUGGUGCCCACCGCGGGCAGCGUCGGUGCCGUGGUCGUCCAGACAGCGCGCCCGCUUCUCGCUGCUCUCUUCCAGACCAUCAGCGUCCCGGGGGCAACGGAGACGACGAUUUCGAUCCCCGCUCCCGAGGGGAGCACCGGCACCGUCGUCGUACAGACCACGGACGGUUUCACCGGUCCCGCGGCCGGCCCCUUCACGACGGUCAACGUCGGCGGCGGCCAAAACCCGAGCCCGGCGACUGUCACGCUCCCUCCGGCGGCGGACGAUCCCAACGGCCUCUUCACGGUGCUGGUACAGAGUUUGGACCCGGAUGCCUUUACUGGUCCCUUCAGAACGGUCACGGCCGGCGGCAACACGGGAACCACCCCCGUCACGCUGACGCUUCCUCCUACGGGGACUGGCCAGACCGGAACCGUGGUCGUCCAGCCCGCCAUGACCUCGUUUACGGGGCCUUUUACGACCAUCACGACAGAUGGCAACACGGGGACCCUGCCGGUAACACUCACGGUAGUGCCGGCCGGCAACCCGACCCUGGGGACCGUCAUCGUCCAGACGCCAUCCCCGACGGUCCAGCCGGCCCUCUUCAGGACACUGGCCGCGCUCGCCAUCCCCGGUCUCGGUGCCACCAUCACCCUGCCUCUGGGCGGUGGCCCUUCGACCUCGCAGCAAGCUGGUACCGUCGUCGUGGCCCAGGGCUUGGGCGGAAACGACCCGGCAACGACCCAGCCGGCAGUCCUGGCCGCCAGCCUCGUCACCAUCCGUGGCGACUACAACGGCACGAGCCCGCUGACCUUGACUCUGCCGGCGGCGGAUAACAAUCUGCUCGGGACCAUCGUCGAGCAGCUGCCCGUGGGCUUCAGCCUCGGUCUCUCCUUCGGAAGUCCCGCCGCCACUCCGGCGGUGGAGCCUCCUGUCACGAACCAGGCGACCAACGCUCCGACUGCGGGCUCGGCCCCCGAUGGCGGCGCUCUGCCGCGUCUCACGAGCGGCUACUCCGGGUCUGUGACUACCACCGUCACCUUGCCGCCCGUGGGAGCCCAGACUCUCGGCCAGAUCUUGGUCCUGACCCCACUGAGCACAAACCCAGCCGGGCCUGCUGCCACCAACGCUCCUGGACCUGCCGCCACCGACCCUGCUGGUGCUACCCCACCCGUCGUUCCGGGCCAGACUCAAGCUCCGGGUGGCACGGCCCCACAGCCGGGACAAAGUGGAUCACCGGCCGGCCUCGCCCCGGGAGCUCUCGGAGCGUCCUUCAUAACGGUGCAGUCUGGAUUCAGCGGCGCGCAACCGACCACUUUCACGGUCCCGCCGGCAGGGCCCAACGAUGCCGGUACUGUCGUCAUCCUCACCCCCACUAACAACCCAGCAGUAGCACCCGCUCCCCAGCCCACUCUCCCUGCCGGAGUGCCGUUCGUAACCGUGACAACCCCGUUCGCGGGUCCCGCCGUACUGACGCAGAUCUUGCUGCCCACAGGUACUAACAGCGUAGGAACCGUUCUCGUCCAGGUGCCCUCGGCCCUGUUCACGCCUCAGCCGACGGGAGGAGUUGCGACGGCCCCUGGGGUCAGUCCUAACCCCAACGCCAACCCCAACGCCCUCUUCCCGACCAUCGUGAUCCCAGGCAUCACACUAAGCAUCCCGGCCAUCGUCUUGCCGACCAUAGCCCUGCCGACCAUCGGCCUCGCCAUCACCGUGUCCCUGGGAGGGCCGGUGCCGACCACGGUGACCUUCCCCCCCUCCGGCACCAACUCGGUCGGCAUCGUCAUCGUCCAGACCCCGACGCCCGGCGCGGUUUCCGUUCCAGAUCUCGGUGGUGUCUUCACGACGCUCUUCCAGGGCUUCUCGGGAUCCGUCCCACGAACCACGACGCUUCCGCCCUCGGGCAGCGACACGCUCGGCAUCGUGCUCGUGGAGACGCCGACUGAUGCCGAGGACAACGUUCUCCAGACAACCACCGUCGGCUUCACCGGCUCGGCGCCCACGACCGUCACCCUGCAGCCCACCGACGGCGGCCCCGGGAUCGUGGUCGUCCAGACGCCGUUCCCGACCCCCUCGACGCCGCCCUCGACGGCGGCCAACAUCUUCACGACGACGACGCAGGGCUUCACGGGCACCGCGCCGACAACCAUCACGCUCCAGCCGAGCGGUACCGAUACGGCCGGCACCGUCGUCGUCCAGACGCCCAUCUUCUCCGGAGGAGGAUCGGUCGUGCAGCCACCGCCGCCGCCGCCGCCGACGACGUCCGCCGCGCCCAACCUGUUCGUCACGAUCACGACUGGUGGCCCCGUGGCGGCGACGUCGACGAUCCAGCCCGUCGGGAACAACGUCCUGGGCACCGUCAUCGUGCAGACUCCCACAACGGGCGACCCGGCGGUGGCGACGUCGCCUCCUCCCACUGUCCCGAGCGGGUUCAUCCUUACGACCGUUCCGGGGACGGGAUCUGAGCCGACCACGGUUACUUUCCCUCCGUCUGGCGGCAACCCGGGCAGUGUGGUCGUCCAGACGCCUACCGCCACUCAGCCAGCCCAGCCUCAGGUCCAAGUCCCCAGCGGGUUUGUCCUUACAACUGUCCCUGGGACGGGAUCCGUGCCAACUACGGUUACCUUCCCUCCGUCUGGCGGCAAUCCAGGCAGUGUUGUUGUUGAAACGCCUACUGUCACUCCGCCGACCCAGCCUCAAGUCCAAGUCCCUAGUGGCUUUGUUCUUACAACUGUUCCCGGGACGGGUUCCGUGCCUACCACUAUCACGGUUCCCCCGUCCGGCGGAAACCCAGGCAGUGUUGUUGUCGAAACGCCUACUGCUACUCAGCCAGCCCAGCCUCAAGUCCAAGUUCCCAGCGGCUUUGUACUCACAACGGUUCCCGGGACUGGAUCAGUUCCUACCACUAUCACGUUUCCCCCGUCCGGCGGAAACCCUGGCAGUGUUGUUGUCGAAACUCCUGCUGUCACUCAGCCUCAAGUCCAGGUUCCCAGCGACUUCAUUCUUACAACUGUCCCAGGAACCGGCUCUUUGCCAACAACAAUUACCUUCCCUCCUUCAGGGAGCAACCCUGGCAGCGUUGUCGUGCAGACUCCUGCAGUUACCCAGCCGCAAGUCCAAGUUCCCAGCGACUUCAUUCUUACAACCGUUCCGGGAACUGGUUCUCUGCCUGUUACGGUUACAUUCCCUCCUUCUGGCAGUAAUCCUGGCAGUGUCGUUGUUGAAACUCCUGUUGUCACUCAGCCUCAAGUCAUCGUUCCCAGCGGCUUCGUACUCACGACCGUUCCGGGAACUGGCUCGCUGCCUGUCACAGUGACCUUCCCCCCUUCCGGCAGCAACCCUGGCAGUGUCGUUAUCCAGACUCCUCCGGCCACCACUCAGCCGCAGGUCCAAGUCCCGAGCGACUUCAUCCUGACCACAGUCGUGGGAACAGGCUCAGCGCCAACUACCGUCACGUUCCCUCCCUCGGGAGGCAACCCCGGCAGCGUCGUCGUGAUCCAGACCCCUCCGGCCUCGGCCACCUCUUCACCGGCCGCACUGCCCAACACGGUCGUCGUCUUGACGAGCGGUUUUGCAGGCUCUGGCACGUCAACCCUCACCCUCACGCCGUCCUCUGCCGGUGACCCGACAACCCUGGUUGUCCUCGUACCGACCUCGAGCGCCGCCCCCCCUGCGCCGGCCUCCCUCGUCACCCUCACCACAGGAUUCUUCGGAACCGGCGUGGUCACGACGACGCUGGCGCCCGGAGCCGUCGGAGACCCGACGACGGUCCUCAUCCAGACGCCGCUGCCCACCUCCGGGCUGUCGUUCCUCACAACCACCGUGGGGUUCACGGGACUUACGCCGACCACCGUCACCAUCUUCCCCUCGGGAUCGGACACCGUCGGUGCCGUCAUCAUCCAGACUCCUCAGGGCACCGACUCCUCCUCACCCACCACCACUGCGGGCCCGACAACGACUCCCUUCUCUUUUAUCACCGUCUCCGUCGGAUACACGGGUUCCGUCACCCAGACGACAACGGUUCUCCCCACAGGGACAGAAAGCGUUGGUCUCGUCCUCAUCCAGACGCCCACGCAGACUGCUGGCGGCGUCGUGCCGUCCAUCACGGGCUACACCACCAUCACGUCUCCGUACGGUGGCUCCGUCACCCGCACAACGACGCUGCCCCAGAGCGGCACUGAGGCUCUCGGAGUUGUUCUCGUCGAGGUUCCCACCCAGACGACGGACGUCUCGCCGGCCGUCACCCCCUCGGUCGACCCGUCUGCCACCACGCCGGGAUCUUCUUCGGUUACUCCGGCCCCUGGCUUCAAUUUCGCCACGACGACUUCGUUAUGGGAUUCCACGGGCAUGAGCACAUCGACCAUCUUCCCCUCGGGAAGCCAGUCUACCGGCUCCGUCAUUGUCUUCGCCCCCAGGUUCGCACGCUUCGUCACGAUGACCACUGGCUACUCCCAGACCGGCCUGUCGACCACCACGUCGGCCUUGGUCAGCGGCACGGAGACGAUCGGCAUGGUCGUUAUCUUCACUCCCUUUGCAACGGCUUCGGCCACUUCGGAGACCACGAGUGGUGUCUCUUCUCCGGGUGCUUCGGCGACGGAGACGACGACGACGACUCCUCCAACCUCGUCGCCCGCGGCGCUCGCAACCCUCAUCAGCACUUACACGGGAUCUACCCCGACGACGACGACCGUUGCUCCCACCGACCCCAACGGCCAGAGCAUCGUCGUCAUCCUCGUGCCGAGCUCGACCACCGCCGGCGCUGGCGCCGCCAGCCCUUCCUCUUCCCCCGCGGACACUAUCACCACUACCUCGACAGCGGCGAACCCAGGCUUUGCCACGCUCAUCAGCACGUACUCGGGCUCCGUGUUGUCGACCUCGACCAUCCUCCCCUCCGACCCCAACUCGCAGGGCACUCUCAUCGUCUUCGUCCCGAGCAGUUCCGUCAGCGCCGGAACCCCGGUUGUCACGAGCGCCACGAGCACGCCGCCCGUGGCCUUUGCGACUCUCACCUCGACGUACUCGGGCUCUGUCACGUCGUUCCAGACUUUGCUGCCCUCGGGCUCCGACUCGACUGGCACUCUGAUCGUCCUCGUCCCGAGCAAUGUGCUGGCCUCUCCCACCACGACGCCGAGUGCCGGCACCUCCCCCUCCUCUCCGGGCCUCGUUACGGUCACAUCGACAUACGACGGGUCGGUCGUCUCGACGGCCAUCGCAUCCCCGGCCAACCCCGGCGACCCCGGCACCGUCGUCGUUCUGGUUCCCAGCAGCACUGCCGCUUCUACUUUUACUUCUCCUUCUGCUUCGCCCACAGUCGGCAACAACCUGUUGACGACGCAGGUGUCGACGUACUCCGGCUCGGUCCCGUUGACGAGCACCAUUGCCCCGGUCAACUCCAACGACCCGACGACGGUCAUCGUUCUCGUCCCGAGCACCACCGCCGCCCCCACCGACCCGGCUGCGACGACGACGACGACGGCCCUGGCCGCCGGUCUCUACACGAGCACGUACGGCGGCUCCGUCACUUCGACGUCCGUCAUCGAGACCGGAGCCUCCGGUCAGCCCGGGGUCACCGUCAUCUUCGUCCCGGGCAACACUGCCUCACCGACGACGACUGCGAGCAGCACCAGCACCGGCACCAACACGGUUUUGCCCGCCGGCUUGUUCACGAGCUUCUACAGCGGCUCGGCCACCUUCACCUCGACCUUGUCGAACGGAGCCACGAUCGUGUAUGUGCCCACCAACUCGGCGGCGGCGGCGUCGUCGACGUCGUCGUCGUCGUUGUCGACUCCCGCGGCCACGGCCGUUGGCGGUUUGUUUACGAGCUUCUACGGCGGCUCCGUCACCUCGACCUCCGUUGCGCCGACGGGACCACUGGGCGAGCCCGCACGUAUGACGGCUCCGUCACUCUGA